Messenger RNA from Helianthus annuus (common sunflower), 609 nucleotides. Its product is annotated as polyubiquitin-B-like. Lineage: Eukaryota; Viridiplantae; Streptophyta; Magnoliopsida; Asterales; Asteraceae. Gene Ontology annotation, cellular component: nucleus; cytoplasm. Gene Ontology annotation, biological process: modification-dependent protein catabolic process; protein ubiquitination. The coding region runs from base 1 to 609 and encodes 202 amino acids. The record is from RefSeq and is a predicted model, not a curated record. Gene Ontology annotation, molecular function: protein tag activity; ubiquitin protein ligase binding. The transcript has 2 exons.
AUGCGUAUGAGCGUUGAAUUGAUAAUAAUAUUUAUGAAUACCUAUACUGGAAAGACGAUCUCUUUGUUAAUCUACCCCACAGACACCAUUGCAGUUGUAAAAUUGGAGAUCCAGUAUAAGGAACAUAUUCUAUGCAACGAGCAGGCUUUGAUCUACAACAACAUGGUUCUCGAGGAUGACAGUACCCUUUUAGACUUCAACAUCUACAGGAACUCGACCCUCACGCUUAUGCGUAAGUGUAAACCAAGGCAAUUUAUUCCAAUAUACAUCAAUACCCUCACUCGAAAGAUCAUUACGCUAGAAAUCAAACCCUCGGAGACCAUCGAAGAGAUAAAAGCGAAAAUCGAGUAUGAGGUAGAUAUUCCGUGUGACGAGCAAGAGUUGAUCUUCAAUGAAACGGUUCUACCAAACAGCGAUUCCCUUGCCGAGCUUCACAUCAACAAGGAAUCCACACUCACAGUUAUACGUUUGUCAAGGGGAUUCAUGCGUAUAUUCAUCAUGACCGCUACUGGAAAGACCAUUACAUUGGAUGUCAAACCUUCGGAAACCAUCCAUGAUGUGAAAUCGAAGAUUCAGGAUAAGGAAGGACAGUUACGAGAAUCAUGGUAG